AUGUGUUAUGACUCCGUCCUGUACAGCGAAUAUUCCUUCUACGUCAUUCGCCCCGAAUAUUCCUUCUACGUCAUUCACCCCGAACAUUCCUUCUACGUCAUUCGCCCCGAGUAUUCCUUCUACGUCAUUCGCCCUGAGUAUUCCUUCUACGUCAUUCGCCCUGAAUAUUCCUUCUACGUCAUUCGCCCCGAGUAUUCCUUCUACGUCAUUCGCCCCGAAUAUUCCUUCUACAUCAUUCGCCCCGAAUAUUCCUUCUACAUCAUUCGCCCUGAGUAUUCCUUCUACGUCAUUCGCCCCGAAUAUUCCUUCUACGUCAUUCGCCCGAGUAUUCCAUCUACGUCAUUCUCCCCGAAUAUUCCUUCUACGUCAUUCACCCAGAACAUUCCUUCUACGUCAUUCGCCCUGAGUAUUCCUUCUACGUCAUUCGCCCCGAAUAUUCCUUCUACGUCAUUCGCCCUGAGGAUUCCUUCUACGUCAUUCGCCCCGAAUAUUCCUUCUACGUCAUUCGCCCCGAGUAUUCCUUCUAUGUCAUUCGCCCCGAAUAUUCCUUCUACAUCAUUCGCCCUGAGUAUUCCUUCUACGUCAUUCGCCCCGAAUAUUCCUUCUACGUCAUUCACCCGAGUAUUCCAUCUACGUCAUUCUCCCCAAAUAUUCCUUCUACGUCAUUCGUCCCAAAUAUUCCUUCUACAUCAUUUACCCCGAAUAUUCCUUCUACGUCAUUCGCCCCAAAUGUUUUCUUUUACGUCAUUCGUUUCGAACAUUCCUUCCACACCAUUUGUCUCAACUAUCUCUGGAACAGCGUUUCCUGCGAAGAAACAGGCGUCGAAGUUCACUCCCAAUGUUCGUGCACCUAUAUUCACUCCAAACAUUCCUGCAACUAAUGCUGUAAGCAAAAGAUCUGUGACUUUUGUCAAUGAGCAUCGGCAGAGUCUUCCAACAUACUCACCACCGUCGUUUUCAUAAACCGAUUCAGCAUCACCUAUUAUUACCUCAUCCUACCCUGGUUUGCGUCAUACCAACCCUGGUCCUCGUCUGUCACCAAGAGUCACUAGUACAUCCUGGGAUCAAACCAUUUCUACGCAAGCAAGGAUCAGCAACGAACCAUCCGUUGUCUAUCAACCAUCAUUUGAAUCAAGAAUACCAGUACCUUUACCGACAACUGCUAACCGUGUGCAACCAGACGCAUGGGAACAAGCUAGUCAAGUGUCGAUUCCAAGAACCAAUGAAGACCAGUUUGGCGUGUUGAUCAUGCAACAAAAUCAACGAAGUCUUAUUCCACGUCUUGCAUUGUCUAAGUUCUCUGGAGACCCCACAGAGUACAAUAUUUUCAUUCAAGGUUUUAACUCGCAGUUCCAUAAUAAGCUGAACUCUAACUCAGAUCAUUUACGAUAUCUAGAUCAGUACCUCGAAGGUGAAGCUAAAGAAUUGGUCAAAGGAUGUCAUUACAUGGAUCCUGACAUUGGUUAUGCAGAGGCGAGAAGGCUGAUUGACGAGAAAUAUGGUGAUCCGUACAACAUUUCUAAUGCAUUUAUUAAGAAGAUGACUGAAUGGCCAAUGCUUAAACCCGGUGAUGAUGAUGGCUUAAACCGAUUUUCUACCUUCCUAACACAGUGUUUCAGUGCUAUGAAAUCGUUGUCGUAUUUAACUAUAUUGGAUCAUCCUCACAAUUUGCAAACCUUGGUCAAGAAGUUACCAUUCCACCUUCAAGAUCGACGGAGACGUGUCGCAAGUAAAGCGAGAGUCAGACAUAGGAAUAUGCCAAGCUUCGACUCGUUUGCUAAUUUCAUUAAAGACGAAGCUAAAGUGGCAACAGAUCCAAUCUUUUCUCGAGAAGCUCUGAGAGUUCAAAGUUCUGACAGAGUAAACAACAAACGCAAGCCCCCAAAUUAUAAAGUAAGAACUAAUGCAAGUGGAAUCUUGUAUCCACUGUAAAAAGGAACAUGACUUGGACGAUUGUGAUGAAUAUUUAAAGAAGAGCAUCGGUGAAAGACGAAAAUUCCUUGCUGAGAAACAGUUAUGUUACUUGUGUUACAUGCCUGGUCAUAGAUCUAGAGGUUGUUCACAAAAGAGAACAUGUAAGACUUGUUCACGCCGUCAUCCUACUGGCCUACAUGUUGAAAACUUUCAGCCUAUUGUGAAAAACCUGCGAAUGAUAAUGUUGCGAAGAAUGUGGAAUCAGCCUUGACAACCAUUACUGCAAACAGUAUGACCAGAAAAGUACGAGAAGAAGGACCUGUCGGAUCUAUGCCGAUAGUACCAAUUAUUGUACGAUCAGCUGAAACAGAGUUGAUAACAUAUGCGAUGCUUGAUAACUGCAGCACCGGUACGUUCAUUCUAGAAGAUCUGCGACAAGAGCUUAACAUAGACGGAGUAGAUUCACAAGUUUCAAUAACAACUAUGAAUGGUAACCAACUACACAAUGUGAAAGUAAUAAGAGGCUUGGCUGUAUCUGACCUGGAUGGCAACAAUUCAAUUUCUCUACCUAAAGCUUUUAACAAGCUCAAAAUGCCCACAACCAUUCAAGAUAUCCCCAGACCAAAGCAAGCGAGAAAAUGGCCACAUCUGGUGCGUGUAGCUGAUUACGUCCAUCCAUUAAUACCAAAUGUCAAGAUUGGCCUCUUAAUUGGAACAAAUUGCCCUGAAGCCAUUGAACCUAAAGAUUUUGUGAUAAGUAUGAAUGGCGGUCCAUAUGCUGUUCAAACGUUUGCUGGCUGGACUAUCAUUGGACCUCUUCAUAUGUCAAGCAAUGGUCCUGCGACGGUCAAUUGUAAUCGGAUUGUUGCAAAAGAGAUUAGUUCAGAAGUACCAAUGGAUCAUCAUUUCGCUGUUGAUCAGGUGGUGAAAGAGAUCCUUACACCAGAAGCAUUAAACAGAAUGAUGGAACUUGAUUUCAGAGAAAGAAAAGUCAGUAAUGAACAUGGUCUCUCUCAAGAAGACAAGUUAUUUCUUAAGAAAGUUGAACAAGGAACCAAGAAAGUCGAAGGACACUAUGAAAUACCACUUCUUUUCAGAGAAGACGAAGUCGUUAUGGCCGACAACCGAA
Messenger RNA from Paramuricea clavata, 3043 nucleotides. Lineage: Eukaryota; Metazoa; Cnidaria; Anthozoa; Malacalcyonacea; Plexauridae. The record is from the annotation of a GenBank genome assembly.